AUGUAUUCCAAAAUUUUAGAAGAAGUAAGGGAGCUGGGAGAACGUCUUAGAGACACCACUAUAAGGAAAUUCCACAAGCGUCUUACCAGAAAUCCGGCGGAAGAAACUAUAAAAUAUACAGAAGUAGAAGAGGAGGAGAAUAGUGAUAGCGCUAAACCUAGCAGGACGAGAGAAUGGGGGGUAGUCAUCGCCUUUGGGCAAAGCUUUGGAGCUGACUUCCACUGGCGCACCAGUUUCCCUUCCUAUGAAGUCGUGCCAGGUCCAAGCUUUUUUAUGUCGAGACUCGGUGGAAAAUGA
Acaulospora morrowiae is the source of this 297-nucleotide messenger RNA. NCBI's taxonomy places the organism in Eukaryota, Fungi, Glomeromycota, Glomeromycetes, Diversisporales, Acaulosporaceae. The record is from the annotation of a GenBank genome assembly.